Eleginops maclovinus (Patagonian blennie) is the source of this 4183-nucleotide messenger RNA. It is a transcript of the gene fam78ba, whose product is annotated as family with sequence similarity 78 member Ba. The record is from RefSeq and is a predicted model, not a curated record. NCBI's taxonomy places the organism in Eukaryota, Metazoa, Chordata, Actinopteri, Perciformes, Eleginopidae. Bases 1067 to 1924 code for a protein of 285 amino acids. The transcript has 3 exons.
CCAGCACCAGCAGCUCCAGACGGGGUGCGGACAAGAAUAAUAAGCCGAGCUGCCGGGUGAUUGCGUGUCAGCGUCCGUGGUAGGAAGUCGAGGAGCAGAACGACACUACUUCCGCUGUUGAUUCCGCCGACCAAUGUGGAUGCAGAUAGAUGUGACGCUGGCGUGUAGCCCCUCCCCCUCCACUUGUUAUUUUUUUCAAUGCAGAGGUCGGGUGACGCCCCUCCCCUGCCUCCCAAGCAUCAGCACCUCCACACUGAAGAAGACGGCUGGAAAAGGAUGCUCUCCGCGCCGCGAGGCUCACUAUCAGCUGAGGACACUUCAUGAUGAGGCGAGUCACCGAGAUAAGCUCGAGCGGCAGGAUAUAGUUACCGCUUUCUCCACGCUCAUGCUGCCCCGCUGCCUCCAUUCAUGAUGCACCAUUCAUGCGUCCCCAAGAAUGGAAGCACUUUGCGAGGAAAACAUUAAAAUAACCGGUUGUCUCGCUUUUAUGAGACGCAUCCUCGCGUGGCUUCUUUUCAUUUAGGUCAAGGUGAUGAAGAGCCCGAUUUUGUCUUUUGAGGGCGACGCGCGACUGUAGGGCUAAUAAUACGUGGAAAAGCCAAGCAAACAAAAGGCAUCCAGCCCCCCUCCUCUGACGCACCUGGCUGCCCUGUCGCUACUUGACAUGACAGCGCAGAGCCGGGAGCAGAGCAGCAGGAUCAAGGGGCACCGACGUGCAGCCGGACGUGUGGAUUUGACAAGGAGGGGAGCUUCCGGACGCGCGGCGGAGACGCAGCAGCAGCCCAGGGGAGGCCGGAUUGCAGUUCCUGGGGACGAGCGCCAAGGGCAGUGCGGCAGUCAGCAGGCAGACCGGGGGGAGGAGGCUGCGGAGAUCUGUGAUACUUCCCCCCCAGGCCCCUCUUCGCUCUCACCUCCAUAUCAUCCUGAGCACAUCAUGGUGGACGCUUCUAUGUUUGAUGAGUGCUGACUGUGAUACUCCCCAUCAUUUCUCUCCACCCUUUCCCAACUAAUGAUGUGCAAUUAAAAGAUCUGCUCUCCAGGCAAGGGUGGACCCCGGAGGGGACUGAUGUGCAUACUGGCCAGGUAUCAUCUGCUCCCUUCUUCUCUGGUUUUGCUCAUUUUGCUUGUUGCCUGCACUAUGGGCUGUAUUCAGAGCAUUGCAUGCAAGCCCCGCAUCAGACGGGAAAACAUUGUGGUGUACGAGGUGUCAGCCUCCAUCGACCAGUGUCCCACCAUCAUCGAGGAGAACUCACCGAUUGUGCUCCGCUACAAGACGCCUUACUUCAGGGCCUCAGCAGGGGUUGUGAUGCCACCAGUGCCCCGCAAUGAGACUUGGGUAGUGGGCUGGAUUCAGGCUUGUACCCAGAUGGAGUUCUACAACACCUAUGGGGAUAUUGGCAUGUCCAGCUGGGAGCUACCAGAGUUGCGAGAGGGUCGGGUCAAGGCCAUCAGCGACUCAGACGGUGUCAGCUACCCCUGGUACGGCAACACCACAGAGACAGUCACCCUGACCGGACCCACGUCCAAACCAUCCCGCCUGACGGUCAGCAUGAACGACAACUUCUACCCCAGCGUGACCUGGGCGGUGCCCAUCAGCAACAGCAACACACCCAUGCUGACCCACAUCACUAGGGACCAGAGCUUCAUCACCUGGCUGGUGGCCAUGAACUCCGUCACCAAGGAGCGCAUUGUGUUGCAGACGGUGCGGUGGCGGAUGCGUGUGGACAUUGCCGUGGAGCCUGACAUGCCUCUGGGCUCUCGGGCCUCGUUGGUGGGUCGUCCCUACCAGGAGCAGCCGCACAUUCUCAACUACCAGGAGCCCAUCCCUCCAAACGCACUGGGAAGGCCCAACGCCAACGACGCCCAAGUGCUCAUGUGGAGGCCACGGAGAGGGGCGCCACUAGUAGUAAUACCACCAAAAUAGGAGCGUGGAAUGGUUGCAAAGACAAUUUGUUCCGUCCUUUGCAGUAAAGGUGAUGAAGCCUAUCACAUAAGAGGUGGUUUUCCUGCACUCCAGAGUCCAGCAAUCACUGAAAGAUUUACGUUGACCAUGAAAACAAGCCAGAGUGGAUAUGACACGGCACCGAGAUUCAAGUCGACAAAAAAACUAGUAACAAUGGCCCAGGUGGCAUCAAUGGCUUUUUUGGCCCCAGAUCCGUUUUGGACUGCUUUAAAGAGUUCUGCCUGCUUUUUAGCCAAGAAGGAACGCUGUUUUUAGACUGCAUCCUGCAUCCUUAAGUAGAUCUUAUUGCAUGAGAGAGUGAGAGAGACACAAAGCUUUCCUUGAGAAGUUUAAGCAUUUGUUUUGUACACCUUGAUACCUGAAGACAUUUUGAUUGAAAGUCAGCCAAAAAAAAAAAAAAAAACACAGACCCUGUGGGCUGGUUAAACCUCUUCAGUGCCAACAAAGGCCUUCAACACACUCAGUACCAGAGUUACCGGAUGUAUUCAGAGAAUUUAACAGAGACAAAGUAUUAUAUGAGUCUUUUUAGGGUUAUGAUUAACACAUGCAUCGAUCAGAUUGUAUUAAGAGCACCCACCUUGCAUAAAAGUCUGGAAGCAAAGUCUGCUGGAGUUUUCACCGGAGUUUUGUUAAUGCACAAAACGUAUGCACCGACAUAUUUUCAACUACAUCGUGCAGCUGAUAUUUUAUUUAGAUGGAUGACAAACUAUAUCAGAGAGUAAGUACACCACAUGAAAUAAAUCAUUUCAGCUAUGCCUUCAACAAGUGCAGUGUUUAUGACUUGUAAUGGUGCCAUACCACAAAUGUAAGCAUAGCUGGGAAUGAGGCCAAACUGUACUCAGACUUAAAGGGAAAGUACACCCCACACAAGAUAAUCCACACAUCUUGUUGUUAGCAGUUUUAUGCACGAAACAGCCGUUUUCGUACCGUAUCACAUCAAAAAAAGGUAAAAGGUAAAAGGAUAAGAUGCUCCCUUUAGCUCAUCUUAAAUUAGCUCACGUUAGAGCCGAGGAGCUGGACGGCAUUUAUAUUUUCAUCUUGCUGUCUCAAGCUUCUUGUUUAAUAGUAUUAACAUGAUUCUUUCUGUGUAGUGAUAAAGUAGAAAGAGAAUAAUGACUUCAUAAUACUGCUCUCAACAAGCUCUGUGGAUUAUGUUGAGUAAGUGGGUCAUGUUUUCCGGAAAUACACGAUUAUUGUUGAUUUUGUCAAAUGUAUUUAUUGGUGUUUUGAGCACCAGAAGUUGAAUGCAAACUAGUUUGAUUAAGCUUCAUUCACGUGACUUAUGUUUCUAUAGAGAGAGUGAUGCUGCCCGACUCGGUGAAAGAGCCACCAUCGGUGUCGCACACACUCAAAGCUAAAAUGAUUUACAUUUUUAAAUAGUUACCGCUGAACUUUUGACGCGCAACCAAUCAGAUGAAAGCUGUAUGUAGUAGCACAAGCUAACAAAACAUAGCUGUAACUUUUUUCACCGCGCCCAACCUUGUGGUGAGAAAAGAGAUGAUUGUGUAUCAUGUGAAUGCAGCUUUAUACUGGAUCAUACAGUGACUCUAUGGUGGGUAUCUCCAAAAAUCACCAACUAACAACUACAUAAUCCAGACUGACAUAUAGCACUGCAGGUAAUGGUUUUUUUUUUAAUAUUGGGGUGAACUGUCCCUUUAAGGUAUCAAAGUGGCUCCAAUCAGGACAUGUUGCGCUACCAAGUAACAUAAAUCUUCCUACGAUCAGGGAAUCUUAAUGUACUCUUAAUAGUUUCCUUAAAUUAAACCAGACUGUAUUUUGAAAAAGAUUGAAUUAGCACCAUUUUUUUUACCCUGGUCGGUAUGAGGUCAGCUUCUUCUCAUAUCGUAUUAUUUUGCAGUAGGCGUCUGCUUAUAAUCGCAGAUGAAUUUCCUGUGUCAUGGCCGCGGUCGGUCCAGUGGCUCGUGCUGGGCUCGGUCCAAAGCUCUGCCUGCCACUCCACACAGGAGUCACAUGACUCAUCCUCCAUCUGUGCUUCUCUCCAGGUUCUCACCUCACCUUCCCAAUCUGCCUGCUCCUAUUCUCCCCUGUCUGUCCACCUCCUCACACACACUCUUCAUCGAAACACACUCAUUUGCUCUGACUAUGCAAAGAUUAUCUGUGACUGUAAAAAAGGAGAAAAUAGGGAAAAUAUGUAUUUUUGUUCAUCUGCCUAAAUCUGUUUUUUAUUUGUCAGGGUCAUUGUUGAAUAAAAAGUGUAAA